UAAUUUAUUAUAAGUGCGAAAUAACAAAAUAUAUCAGUUCAUGCACUCAUGCUAGGGAAUUAUAUCCCUAGCAGCCGACAUCUAGGGAAAGUUAGUAAGAGACGAUUCUUGUUGACGACAUUGCUUGAUUUUAACGUAAGUGUAAAUACGAGAUUUUAAUGCGUGUGCCUAAAUAGAUCGAAAAAAUGCCCGAAAACUCACCGGUUCGCCAUGACAAAAUCAUCAGAUAUAAGCCACCCCCCCUUGCUGCUCCAGGCGUUAACGACGCUACAUCUGACUACAUGAACGUCCUUGGCAUUAUCUUCUCCAUGAUGGGUCUCAUGAUGAAGAUGAAGUGGUGCUCAUGGAUUGCGCUAUUAUGUUCAAGCGUUACGUACGCUAAUUCACGUGUCAACGAUGAUGGCAAACAACUUUUCAGUAGCUUUAUGUUGUCAAUUUCGGCUGUCGUGAUGACAUAUCUACAGAAUCCACAGCCCAUGACAUUGCCCUGGUCUCUUUAGUCAGAUUCCUUGCCUUAUCUAUUUGUCGGUUUAAUUUAAUCAGUGUAGCAUUUUAGCUGCAAGUAUAUUUACCAUCGCACAUACUUUGUAACUGGUACUUGUGCAUAUCCAAUCGUGCAAUAUCCGACUGCCGCCCUCGUAUAAGUGCUGACUAGAUGUGUGAUAAUUAAUAUUGUAAAUAAAUCCAUAUAAACUGUUUUAUACUGAAAAAAUACUUAG
This is a messenger RNA of Varroa destructor (honeybee mite), 719 nucleotides long. RefSeq names its product PAT complex subunit Asterix. Gene Ontology annotation, molecular function: protein folding chaperone. The record is from RefSeq and is a predicted model, not a curated record. Gene Ontology annotation, cellular component: endoplasmic reticulum membrane. Gene Ontology annotation, biological process: protein insertion into ER membrane. NCBI's taxonomy places the organism in Eukaryota, Metazoa, Arthropoda, Arachnida, Mesostigmata, Varroidae.